Messenger RNA from Amoebophrya sp. A120, 533 nucleotides. The record is from the annotation of a GenBank genome assembly. Lineage: Eukaryota; Dinophyceae; Syndiniales; Amoebophryaceae.
AUCGUCAAUCACAAUCGCAAAAUUACUGUUGAAGUCCCUUUACAAAUUCGCAGUCUGUGUUUUUCGUCUCCUCCUGGGGAUGUAAAGGCAGAUGAGUAGUCGGUUCCGUUUGUCCAUUUCCGGGAUCGACGUCGUUGGGUUCGGGCCGAUUCUCUAGUAGGGUGGUUCGUUAUUUGCCAAUUACUAAAUGGUGGUGCGCCCCCGGAGAGGCAGUUGAUUAUUUUCGUCGAAUCCCAAAAAUGUGCAACAUACAACCGAGGAGGGUCCUGUUCGUUCUGCAAGUGUAUGUGUGAUUGCAGCAAUUCCUCCCAGCUAAAUAAACAUCGGUCGUCGGUGUCGUGUCUCUUCGAGCUUGCGUUUCCGUUUGUCAUUGUCUUCGUUGGGAACUGGCAUUAUUUUUAUUACUACAGUGUAGUUCUAGUUGAGUCUGAGUGGUGUUUUGUAUUAUCAUCUUACUUGACCUCAAGAUUCUUAUUCAUGGGUAUCUUUCUUUUCAUUCAAAAAUGCAGUUAUACGAACCGUGGUUGCCAGAG